AUGUCCGGUCUGGAGAAAUCACUGUUUCAGCUCAAAUUUACCGCCAAAUCGCUGCAGCGACAAGCUCGCAAGGCCACAAAGGACGAGGCAACGGAGAAGGCCAAGGUUAAGAAAGCGCUGGCGCAAGGCAACACUGAAGGUGCACGUAUCUACGCAUCCAAUGCCAUUCGCAAGAAGAACGAAUCGCUCAAUCUGCUUCGGCUCGGAAGCCGCAUCGAUGCAGUGGCAAGUAGAGUUGAGACCGCCGUCACCAUGCGACAAGUGUCCGGCAGCAUGGCAUCAGUAGUCAAAGGAAUGGACAAGGCGAUGGAAAGUAUGAAUCUUGAACGUAUAUCCAUGGUGAUGGACAAAUUCGAGACGCAGUUUGAGGAUAUGGAUGUGCAGACCUCAUACAUGGAGGGAACGAUCGGCGCGACUACAGCUCAGUCGAUGCCACAGGAUCAGGUCGACUUGCUUAUGCAACAAGUAGCUGAUCAGAACGGCAUUGAGAUCAAUCAUAAACUUGGCGAAGGCGGAUUACUCGAAGGCAAAGUGGCCGACUUGGCACCUAAAGUCCCCGAUGUCAAGGUUAAGGACAAGGAAGAUGAUGCGUUGGCCGAGCGACUUCGCGCGCUUCGUCCCGCAACAUAG
Molecule: messenger RNA, 630 nt
Organism: Ustilago hordei
Lineage: Eukaryota; Fungi; Basidiomycota; Ustilaginomycetes; Ustilaginales; Ustilaginaceae
Product: putative DID2 - class E vacuolar-protein sorting and endocytosis factor
Exons: 1
Coding region: 1-630 (209 amino acids)
Biological process (GO): late endosome to vacuole transport; protein transport; endosome transport via multivesicular body sorting pathway
Cellular component (GO): multivesicular body; ESCRT III complex
Source: RefSeq, a predicted model, not a curated record